Messenger RNA from Paramecium sonneborni, 650 nucleotides. NCBI's taxonomy places the organism in Eukaryota, Ciliophora, Oligohymenophorea, Peniculida, Parameciidae. The record is from the annotation of a GenBank genome assembly.
AUUUCAAUGACUGACCAAAACAUUCCAAUUUAUAGAAGGGGAGUUGAAGAAGUUGUAAAAAAAUCUGUGGAUGAAUAUGGAAAAUAGAAAUGGGACAUAGAACAUAAAAUAUUUGAUAAAGUAAGCUUAAAAUAAUUAAUUAGUAAGAACGUGAAGAUGAAGAAUAUGAUAAGAAUAAUCCUAGAUAUACAAAAUCAUUGUAAGCCCGUACUGAUUCAGUGGGUAUUGAUGAAUAAAUUGGAAAAAAGAGGAACGUAGUGAAGGAGGGAUUAAAAAAAGAUUAGAGCGGCUUUUAUUGUGAGUUAUGUGAUGAAUUGGCUACAGAUAGUUUAUCGUGGUUGGAUCAUUUAAAUUCUAUAAUGCAUAAUCGAUUGCUUGGAAUGAAUAUGAAAGUUGAUAAAGUGACAGCUACUGAUGUAAAAGAAAAAUUACAAUUAAUUAAAGAUUCAACUAAGAAAAGUUAAAUAUAAGCUUAAGAAAAACCAAAAUCAAUAGAAGAAAUCAGAAAAUAGUUAGAGGAAUAAUUAUAAAAGAAAAAAGAAAAGAAAUAAAAAAAACAAUAAAGUAAAUUAUUGGACACUACAUUAAAGAAUAAUUAAUAAGAAAUUGAUUAAGAGGAUUUAAAGUUAAAGUAAUUUUUAAAAAAAUGA